Molecule: messenger RNA, 2537 nt
Organism: Nothoprocta perdicaria
Lineage: Eukaryota; Metazoa; Chordata; Aves; Tinamiformes; Tinamidae
Gene: FBXO30
Product: F-box protein 30
Exons: 4
Coding region: 161-2440 (759 amino acids)
Molecular function (GO): protein binding; ubiquitin protein ligase activity; zinc ion binding
Source: RefSeq, a predicted model, not a curated record
UCUGCACUGCAAGAGUCAAGAUAACUGGAGUUUGGGCUGAGUCUGCAGCAAUCACGGAGUUGUGCUGAAUUCAACUUCAGAGAUGCUUUACACAUGAAAUCUGCUGGCCCUGUAGCUGGUUCUGUCCUGUCACCAUCUCAGCAGAGUUGGAUUUAGAGUCAUGGAGGAGCAUCAACAGCAUUUGCACUGUGUAAACUGCGUCAGUCGUCGCUGUAUGACCAGACCAGAGCCUGGCACCUCCUGUGAUUUGAUUGGAUGCCCUUUGGUGUGUGGAGCAGUUUUUCACUCGUGCAAAGCUGAGGAGCAUCGCAUUUUGUGUCCACUUGAAAGAGUGCCUUGCUUGAACAGUGGCUUUGGGUGUCCCUUCAUAGUAGCCCGAAAUAAAAUUGCAGAUCAUCUAGAAGUCUGUCCCGCAAGUGUGGUAUGUUGCACCAUGGAGUGGAAUAGAUGGCCAGUCAGUUACGCAGACCGAAAAUCUUAUGAAAAUCUGAGUAAAGAUGUUGAUGAAGUGGAGCAGCUAGAUAUGGCUUUAGCGCUUCAAGACCAACGCAUGUUACUAGAAUCACUUAAAGUAGCGACCAUGAUGUCCAAAGCAGCGGAUCAGAUAUCUGAAUCCAGAGAGCCGACYCCUGUCAGAUCAAGUGCCCACGACGCAGUGCAUUCAAACGGCCUCAUGCCUGUGGAUGAAGAUUCCUACGGUGCCCUUUAUCAGGCCACUGUAGAAACAACAAGGAGCUUGGCUGCUGCCCUGGAUAUCCUGAACAGUGCUACGCGGGACAUCAGCAUGUUAAGUUCCAGGCUCGGCAUUUCACCCUAUGAAAGGAGAGAAGACACAGAGAGCAAAGAAGAAGCUGCUAAUGGAAUUAUUCAGGAUAAAAAGUCUGACCAUGAGUAUCCUGAUGAAGAUAACAUAGGAGCAGUUGGUGGAGUCACCUUUGAUAGUCUGAGUCAGAAUACACAAAUGGAGCAAAAUGGUUCUAGUGAUAAUUGUUAUGAUUUAGUGCAAAAACAUGACUUAAAUGGAAACCUCAGUAAUUCUUCACUUUUGUGUAAUGGCUUUCAUGUAGAAAAUGAAAGCUCAAAGCUGUUGGACCAGAAUGAAGAUCUUGGUGUGUCUAAUUUGGAGUCGUCCAGUGUAGCAAACGGUGAAUGUCCCGCGUCUCCUGAGGUUGAAGCGUUACAGCCUUGCAGUCCCUUCCCUGCAGCAACACAGCCUGGAGAAGUAAUGCCAUCUGAUCACUUGGUUAAUGGCAGUGUCAGUCAUAUAGUACCACAUCAUGCUAAUGAAGAGGAAUUGUUAGAGAGGCAGGUGGAGCAAGAAAGGUUGAGAAAUGUCGAUGCCUUCUCGCUUUUACGGCAUCGAUCCUACAAAUUCCUCGUUAAUCACUAUUGGUCUGCACCAAAAGAAGACAAAGCUGUUGAUACAUCAGAUUUGGAGAUAACCGAAGAUCCCAUGGGUCUUCAAGGGAUUGAUCUAAUCACAGCAGCUUUGCUCUUUUGUCUAGGAGACUCUCCCGGAGGCAGGGGAAUAUCGGAAAGUCGCAGUGUCGACGUGUAUCACGUUGACUUUGGGACCCAAACAUUUUCUCUCCCAUCUGCUAUAUUGGCCACAAACACAAUGGUGGGGGAAAUAGCUUCAGCUUCUGCGUGUGAUCAUGCCAACCCACAGCUCUCCAAUCCAAGUCCAUUCCAGACCCUUGGGCUGGAUUUGGUUUUGGAAUAUGUGGCUCGAUACCAAACAAAACAGCGUUCAAUGUUUACAUUUGUUUGUGGACAGUUGUUUAGGAGGAAUGAGUUUUCUUCACAUUUUAAGAAUGUGCAUGGUGACAUUCAUGCUGGCCUUAAUGGCUGGAUGGAGCAGAGGUGUCCGCUGGCGUAUUAUGGGUGCACAUAUUCGCAACGCAGGUUUUGCCCUUCCACACAAGGGGCAAAAAUAAUUCAUGAUCGCCACCUACGGUCGUUUGGAGUUCAGCCCUGCAUAUCCACAGUAUUAGUAGAACCAGCAAAAAGCUGCUUAAUUGGACUACACAACGACCACCUGAGUAGUCUGCCUUUUGAGGUUCUGCAGCAUAUUGCUAGUUUUCUAGAUGGCUUCAGCUUAUGUCAGCUUUCGAGAGUGUCACGUUUGAUGAGAGAUGUGUGUGGAAGCUUGCUUCAGGCACGAGGAAUGGUCAUACUGCUCUGGGAGAAGAGGAGGUACCCGGAUGGAAGUUCUUCUUGGCAAAUAAAAGAAAAAGUCUGGCGGUUCAGUACAGCCUUCUGCACCGUGAAGGAGUGGAAGUUUGCGGACAUCGUGAGCAUGGCCGACCAUCUGAAGAAGUGUAGCUACAACGCUGUAGAGAGGAGAGAGGAGGCUGUUCCGCUGCCAUGCAUGUGUGUGACACGGGAACUCACUAAAGAGGGACGGUCGCUGCGCUCCGUUUUGAAACCUGUACUUUAAGCAUUGAAGCCCCUCCAGUUGCACAUCCACUCAAGCACCUGAUAUAGCCUCGGUAAUACUAUGUGACACUUUAUUAAUGUACUAAAGAUACUUUCUA